AUGAACCAACCCACAGCCUCCCUACAGCAGACUCCAGCCGAACCAUCUGAAUUGGCUCUUGCCUUCAGAGAAGAUCUGAUCAAUCUCCAGGCUGCUAUCCAUAAGGAAGUUGUGGAGGACGAUACUCAAUCUUCCUCCUUGAGCCAUACUGAAGGAAGAAGAGGACGAUAUGCUGCUCCUACCGAGCGCGAAGAGUCCGAAACCCAGACAAUCUUCUGGGAUAUAGACACUGCCCAGAACAUACCCAUUUGGGCUGAGUCUAUCAUCAAGUUGACUGAAUACGGAAUCAUGCCGGGCAGUAUGAAGGACGAAAGUGACCGUCUGAGGUGUGCUAUCAAGCUAAUCUACAACACUCCUAGGGAUCUUCGUUGGAGUAACUUAGGCUUGGCCGUUCGGAAAUUUGCUGAAUACGAUAUCAGCAAGAAAGACCUAGGGAGGGGGAGGGAGUGGUCUCGUUGGUGCGCAUCGUCGACGCGUCAUCGCGUCGUGUCGUCAUCCUCGCAUGUUGUCGUCCUCGUUGGCAUCGUGUCCACUGGGUGUUGCGUUGUGGGCGUUAGGCGUCGUUUCGUGGGCGCUGGGCGUCGUUUCGUGGGCGCUGUGGUGUUUUCGUGGGCGCCGUGGUGUUUUUGUUGGCACUGUGGUGUUUUCAUGGGUGUUCGUGGUGUUUUUGUGGGUGUUCAUGGUGUUUUUGUGGGUGUUAUGGUGUUUUCGUGGGCAGUGGGUGGUCGUUACGUGGGUUGUGAGAUGCAGGUGACGAACGAUGUCAAUGUCGUCAUCGUCGUUGGCGUUGCAGCAUGUGUGGUCGUUGUGGGCACUUGUGGAUGGUGGUGGGUUCGUUGUGUUGUCAUCAUUGUGACGUGGUGUUGCGGCAUUUGCGUGGUCAUCAUGGUGGGCGCUCGUGGAUGGUGGUGGGUGCUCGUGGAUGGUGGUGGUGUUGUUGUUGUUGUCCGUUUGGCUGCCACGUCACUGGCGGUGGUCGUUGCCGUUCGUUGCUGGGUGGUCGUUGCCGUUGUGGAGUCGUUGUCGUUUGGAUUGGCCAGGAAGGAAGCUGGCAAACUGCUUGCAAGACCAGAAUACUUUAGUAAGAUGCCUCAAGACUUAGUAGAGACUGCUGCAUAUUUGCACAACCGAGCCUACAAGGAUCGUCCUAUCCCUAAAGCAUUCUCCGUACAUCGAUCCCAUGAUGCUCAACCGACAGAUAGACCUGACUCUGUCUCAUCUAGAGAGUCUAUGAUUCCUACAACAGAACCUGAACCUUGGCUGUAG
This is a messenger RNA of Laccaria bicolor S238N-H82, 1266 nucleotides long. RefSeq lists its product as uncharacterized. The record is from RefSeq and is a predicted model, not a curated record. The coding region runs from base 1 to 1266 and encodes 421 amino acids. Lineage: Eukaryota; Fungi; Basidiomycota; Agaricomycetes; Agaricales; Hydnangiaceae. The transcript is spliced from 5 exons.